AUGCGCAUCGGUAUUUCGACACUCUUUCUGGCGGGCGUGACAGCCGGCAUGGCGAGUAUGGAGUCCUCGUCUUCGAAAGUGGCGUCAUCUUCGAGAUUACAUGAGCGAAGCUACGUUAAGCCUCUGUCUUUACUCGAACAAAACAGACUCACAGUCGAACUUCUCCCCCCAACCUGCAAUCUAAACGCCUGCAUCGGUCUUACUGGUACAAUCUCCUGUAUCGCGUCUGCUCUACAAGCUAGAGAUUCCGCCGCACUGUCGAAGUGUUUGACGAAUGGGUUACAAGGGAUCUGUUCCUGCGCGGCAUGCGUCCCCGCUCUUAGUAGCUUCUUGAACUCCCUUGGUAUCUGUUUGUCGGUACCAGGUGGUGGUGGCAAUGCUACUGCGACUCCGUCGAUGCAGAUGCAGAUGAAUACGUUUGUGACUUCGACUAUGGUUCCGGGGAAGAGUGGCGUUAGUUGUGGGAUGAUGACUGUGACGCCGACUCCGAGUAUUACGGUUUGA
Penicillium subrubescens is the source of this 504-nucleotide messenger RNA. RefSeq lists its product as uncharacterized. Lineage: Eukaryota; Fungi; Ascomycota; Eurotiomycetes; Eurotiales; Aspergillaceae. The transcript is spliced from 3 exons. Bases 1 to 504 code for a protein of 167 amino acids. The record is from RefSeq and is a predicted model, not a curated record.